Messenger RNA from Linum tenue, 486 nucleotides. The record is from the annotation of a GenBank genome assembly. NCBI's taxonomy places the organism in Eukaryota, Viridiplantae, Streptophyta, Magnoliopsida, Malpighiales, Linaceae.
AUGACAACUCUAACAGUGAAAGAGGCAGUCUACUACUCAGCACAACUCCAGCUGCCAGAUUCCAUAUCAAUCGCCGAGAAAAAGAAACGAGCAGAGAUGGUCAUCAAGGAAAUGGGCCUUCAGGAUUCAGUGAACACGAGAAUUGGCGGGUGGGCCGUUAAGGGCCUGAGCGGCGGGCAGAAGAGGAGAGUUAGCAUAUGCAUUGAAAUGUUAAGGAGGCCCAAGUUGUUGUUCUUGGACGAGCCCACCAGUGGGCUCGAUAGUGCAGCUUCUUACCACGUCAUGAGCAGGAUUCUGAAGCUUGCUCGAAACGACGGGAUCACUGUCGUUGCUUCAGUUCAUCAGCCAAGCAGUGAGGUUUUUCAGCUCUUUCAAAACCUAUGCCUCCUCUCUUCUGGAAGGACAAUCUACUCUGGUCAUGUUUCUUCGACUGAACAGUUCUUCACUUCGAAUGGUUUCCCGUCCAACUCUAAGAAAUCCUUCUGA